AUGACUCCCUCAACGCCCUCCGGCACCAGUGAACCGGACAGGCCGUCCCCACAAGGCGGCAUGGAAAGCUCCACCACACUCUCAGCAACCACCACACCGCCACGCCAAACCCUCCCGGAGCGUCCAUUCUCCCUCAAGCGCCCACACGACACUCCUCGAGGCAGCCCAACCAAUAUCGCACGUACAGCCGACAGACUCGAUUGCAGCUCCUCGCCCGAGCCCCAUCACAGCCCCGGCUAUGCCUCCUCGCCCAUCCGCCAACCCAGCCCCAGCCCGCAACGGGACUCCAAUCCCAGACCUGUGGCCCUACCGCCAAUCCCCCAUCCAACCGACCCGGACCGCGCGCCCUCCGCCGCCUACCACCCACAGCGCCUCAUAGCCAGCACGAACGCCCUCAGCGGCCCCGACUUCGAAGCCCUGUACUUCCGGCGCUCGAACAAGCUGCGCAACUUCCCGCGCCCGCCGCCCGAGAAGGACUGGAGCGACUUUUUCCAGCGCGAGCGCGACGGCCGCGCCCUAAGCCCGAGCCCGCCGCCCUGGCGCCCCACCCACGCCGUCGAGCUCGCCACCACGGCCACCAUCUCCGCCGCCGACGUCGCGGCCUGCUUCGCACUGGUCGAGACCACGUCGGCUGCGGCGUACAGGGCAUCGAGCUUGGGCUGGGACGCCAAGGCCAAGGUGCGCGAGAUGACGCACCGCGAUGUGAAGUACCUGCUCGUGCGGCGUCGGCCUGCAAGCGCGGCGCCCGCGCCAGCUCGACCGCGCGCGGCCGACUCGCCGCCGACGCAGAAGCGGGACGGGCGCUGGUGGGGCGUGUCGCCUCCGUGCAAACGGCCGCGGAUAGCGCGACCGGCGCGCCUCGCGGAGCCGGACAGGAGCGGCGAGGUGGUGGCGUUCUUGUCCUUCAUGCUGGAUGUAGAGGGCGCCGAGGCCGUGCUCUACGUCUACGAGAUUCACCUCGCCGAGCAAGUGCGGCGGCUGGGGCUCGGGUCGCAUCUGAUGGACGCGGCGGAGCAGGUUGCACGGGAUGUUGGCGUGUCGAGCGCCAUGUUGACGUGUUUUACGAGUAACGUGGCGGCUGAGGCGUUCUAUCGGAAGCGGGGAUACAAGGUGCACAAGAGUAGUCCGAAGGGGAGAGUGUUGAGGGGGGGCGUUGUUAAGAGGCCGGAUCAUAUUAUUAUGGCGAAGCGGUUGGGGGAGCCGCUGUGGUGGAAGGGCGAGGAGGUUGUGGAGGAGAAUGUAGAUGGGAGUGAGGAUGGAGAAGACGAGAAGGAAGAGACGAUGCGAACGAAGAAGAGGAAGUAA
Coniosporium apollinis CBS 100218 is the source of this 1305-nucleotide messenger RNA. RefSeq lists its product as uncharacterized. Gene Ontology annotation, molecular function: protein N-terminal-serine acetyltransferase activity; histone H4 acetyltransferase activity; histone H2A acetyltransferase activity. Gene Ontology annotation, cellular component: nucleus. The record is from RefSeq and is a predicted model, not a curated record. NCBI's taxonomy places the organism in Eukaryota, Fungi, Ascomycota, Dothideomycetes. The transcript has a single exon. The coding region runs from base 1 to 1305 and encodes 434 amino acids.